Messenger RNA from Acanthocheilonema viteae, 393 nucleotides. The record is from the annotation of a GenBank genome assembly. Lineage: Eukaryota; Metazoa; Nematoda; Chromadorea; Rhabditida; Onchocercidae.
AUGUUUACAGGAGAUGCGCAAACAACUUCAGCAUCACCAACAUCAACACAUAGCCCAGAUCAUCCAAACAACAACUCCAGUAAUAGACGAAGCUUCAGCAAUUCACAAAACAGUGAUCGAGUAGUAAAGUGUACUUUAUGCCAUGAACGCCUUGAAGAUACUCAUUUUGUGCAAUGCCCUUCAGUCUCAGGACAUAAAUUCUGCUUCCCAUGUUCACGUGAAAGUAUUAAAAAACAGGGAAGUGCUCAGGAAGUGUAUUGUCCGUCAGGUGAGAAAUGCCCAUUAGCUGGUUCACAUAUGCCAUGGGCAUUUAUGCAGGGUGAAAUUGCAACCAUAUUGGGCGAUGAUUUUGAACAAUUUAAAAAGGAACGAGAAGCAAAUAAUUCCACUGCU